Coccinella septempunctata (seven-spotted ladybird) is the source of this 1239-nucleotide messenger RNA. RefSeq names its product retinol dehydrogenase 13-like. NCBI's taxonomy places the organism in Eukaryota, Metazoa, Arthropoda, Insecta, Coleoptera, Coccinellidae. The record is from RefSeq and is a predicted model, not a curated record. The coding region runs from base 94 to 1068 and encodes 324 amino acids. The transcript is spliced from 4 exons.
ACUAAAGUAAUAGGGGUACUUAAAGUAACGCUUACGUUCAUUCUGAAAAAAAUUUCCAGUUGGAAAGUUCCUAGUUUUUGUCAGAAGAGCACAAUGGAUGUUUUUGAAAGAGUCUGGUACAUCAUUACAUAUAUUAUAAAUAAUGGUUUUUUUCCGGCGAAAUUGAAAGUAUCACCAAAAUGUUUGAUUGGAAAAACGGCAAUUGUGACAGGUGGAUGCUCAGGCAUUGGUUACGCCACAGCAACUGCCUUGGCUUCUAGAGGUUGCAGAGUUAUUUUGGCGGAUUGUCAAAGUGGUACAAAAGCGAAAAAUGAAAUAAUCGCCACUACAGGAAACCAAAAUGUUGUGUACAAACAUUUAGACCUUGGUUCUUUCCGAUCUGUGAGAAAUUUCGCUGCAGACAUUUGCAAAACAGAGGAAAAAAUCGACAUCCUACUCAAUAAUGCUGCUGUAGGCAUAACAGAAAAACUUUUAUCAGAAGACGGACUUAAUUACCUUAUGCAGGUCAAUGUUUUUGGAGCUUUCUUGUUGACACAUUUGCUGCUAGAACCUCUGAAAAAAGCUGAAUCCGGUAGGGUUUUCUUCAUCGGUUCAUUUCUAGCAUCAAUCAACAAUCUCAGUUUAGAUAAUCUGAAUAUAACGGAUUAUGAGAUGACUGAUGAAUAUAAAAGGUUAUUGUACAGCCACUCCAAGACAUGCUGUAUUAUUACAGCUCAAGAAUUUGCUAAGAGAUUGAAAAACUAUGGUAUUACCGUAAAUUCAUUGGACCCAACAGCAGUAAACACUCCAAUGGUACAAAAUGCCAGCAAAAAUUAUGGUAACUUGUUGGAGUCGACGAUAUUGACCUUUUUGUCAAUUUGUUUCUCCAAGGAUGUUGACGUAGUGGCCAACUUUUAUCUAUCAGUGAUGACCAAGGAGGACGCUGAUAAAACGAAUGGGGAAUACUACGUACUAUCUAAAAUUUCCAGAAAACCCCCCAAUGUAGACAAUGAGAAACUUUGUCAAGCUUUGUGGACUCAAAUGGAGGAAUACGUUCUACUGAAACCAGAAGAGAAGAUUAGUUCUUGAAAUUUGACACACAAUCACGCUCAAAUUAAUUGAUGUGUAUCAUUAUACACAAACAGAAUUAAGGUUAGAGCAUCGUCUUUAAAAAAUCCUUGUUCAUUAUUAUGUCAAGCUGCCACUUGAGUUCUAUAGAAAAUUAUUGUAUUCAAUCAAGAAAAAAUGCAUUUCUUUAUA